Messenger RNA from Rasamsonia emersonii CBS 393.64, 3186 nucleotides. Its product is annotated as Importin 11. Gene Ontology annotation, molecular function: small GTPase binding. Gene Ontology annotation, biological process: protein import into nucleus. Lineage: Eukaryota; Fungi; Ascomycota; Eurotiomycetes; Eurotiales; Trichocomaceae. The record is from RefSeq and is a predicted model, not a curated record. Bases 1 to 3186 code for a protein of 1061 amino acids. Gene Ontology annotation, cellular component: nuclear envelope; cytosol. The transcript has 7 exons.
AUGGAGGGCGCUGUCGAGCUCCCCGGCGAGGCCAACCCGCUGACUCCCCAUAACCUGUUCAACGCGCUGGUGGCAGCUGCAAGCUCGACACAGCAGCAGGUGCAGGUUGGUACCCAGCAACUGCAGCACUGGGAGAAACAGGAGGGCUAUUAUCCUCUGCUUCAGGACAUCUUCGUCGAUUAUUCCCUCCCGCUCGAAGUCCGCUACCUGUCCAUCAUCCAGCUCAAGAAUGGCAUCGACAAAUACUGGCGCAAAACCGCUACAAAUGCCAUCAAAAAGGAGAGCAAGGAUCGUAUCAAGACCAGGGCCCUUGAGGCUGGUAUCGUAGAGCCCGCACCGCUACUGGCCCUUCACAAUGCGUUGAUGAUCGCAAAAAUAAUGCGCUACGAAUUUCCUCAGGACUGGCCGGAUGCGAUGUCCUCGCUCAUCAAUGCUCUCCGUUCCUCUGUCCAGCCCGGCGCAAAUCCGCUCCAGUUGCCCCGGACGCUCCUUAUCUUACUGCAAAUAAUCAAGGAAUUGUCGACCGCACGGCUGCAACGGACCCGCGCCAAUCUACAGUCUGUGACUCCGGAAAUCUUUCAGAUCUUAGGGGGCAUAUAUGUCGAAAAGGUCAGCAGCUGGGGUACAUCCUUGGAGCAGGGCAACGCCAGUGAAGGAGCGGUGCUCGAGCCCCUCGAGCAGAGUUUGAUGUCCCUCAAGGUCCUCCGCCGUCUGGUCAUCGCUGGCUUUGAACAUCCAAACCGAGAGAAAGCGGUCCAGGGUUUCUGGGAGAUGACCCAUGCUCACUUCACCAAGUUCUACACCUUGGCCGAAGGAGCCACCGGUGUCUCGCCGACGAUCAGAAAACUUCUUGAAAAGCACGUCGUGCAAUUGUCAAAGCUACAUGUCGAAAUGGCCAAGUCGCAUCCCCCGUCCUUUGCGUUGCUGCCUGGCUGUGUCUCGCUGGUGAAAUCAUACUGGUCGGUGGUUGUGAAGCUCGGCGAAAUCUACGAGAACGAAAGUCCUGUCCAGAGCAGGCCCAGCGCCAGUGGUGACACGGAGCAAGAGACCAGUUUGAUUGAUCGGGUCGGACUGAAAGCGCUGCUCUUGAUCAGAGCUUGCGCGAAGAUGGCAUUCAAUCCUGCGCAGACCUUCAAAUAUCAGACACCACAGGACAAGGAAGAGAAGAAGGAAUCGAUUGAACUGAUUAAAUCCCAAUUAUUUACGCAGGAUUUUGUGAUCAACGUCAUGGAGCUUCUGGUCACUCGAUUCUUCCGGUUCCGGAAGACCGACUUCCAGGAGUGGGAAGAGGAGCCUGAAGAGUGGGAGAAAAAGGAGGAGGAGAUCUCCGAUGCGUGGGAGUUUUCCAUUCGAUCCUGCGCCGAAAAGCUGUUCCUUGAUCUGGUGAUCAAUUUCAAAGAAUUACUGGUUCCACGGCUCUUAAAUGUCUUUUACAAUUUUGCAAAUCCGCAAAACCGCGAUGUCUUGCUCAAAGACUCGUUGUAUUCUGCCAUUGGAUUGGCCGCGGCCAGCUUGGAGCAGCAGUUGGAUCUUAAGGCAUUCAUAGAAUCGACCCUUGUUCCCGAGGUCCAGAUACAAGAACAAGGAUACAAUGUCUUGCGGAGGAGGAUCGCCAUCUUGCUGGGCCAGUGGAUACCGGUCAAGCCAGAAGAGCUGAACCGAACCUCGGUUUACCAGAUCUUUCAACAUCUGCUGAACAAGCAGGAUCCGAUGAACGAUCUGGUGGUUCGUAUCACGGCGGGAAGACAGCUUAGGAAUAUCCUCGAACCGUUCGAAUUCUCCCCUACAUUAUUCCUACCAUACGCUACCCCUAUCCUUCAAAACGUGAUGACACUUAUCCAAGAGGUCGAGCUCUCGGAGACUCGGAUGGGAUUACUGGAGACAGUCCGCGUUGCGGUGGUGAAGAUGGAAGACCAUAUCGCACCUUUUUCGGACCAGAUCAUGUCCCUACUGCCGCCGCUAUGGGAGCAGUCUGGGGAGGAACAUCUGAUGAAGCAGGCUAUCCUGACCCUGCUCUCAUCGCUGAUUAAUGCGCUGAAGCAGGACUCGGUGAAGUACCACGCAGACAUCCUGCCGCUGAUCCGAAAUUCGAUAGAACCAGGUUCGGAAACUCUUGUGUACCUCUUGGAUGAAGCGCUCGAGCUCUGGUCCGCUAUUAUCUCUCAGACUCCGGCCCCUGCUUCUCCAGAUCUUCUGUCCCUUCUGCCCGGUCUUUUUCCUAUCCUCGAGGCCGCUACGGACAGCGCGCCGCUGGCUCUCCAGAUUGCGGAGAGUUACAUUCUCCUCGCUCCUCAGGAAGUGCUCAGCGACCAGAUACGCUUCCGACUCCUUGUUUCGUUCGAAUCGCUCCUCUCCGCCGUCACAAAGCAGCGCAUCGGCGUCGUCCCGCAUCUGGUGGAGAUGCUGAUCCGCGCGACCGAGACGAUCGACGGGGGAAGCGAGAACUCCUACAACGUCAUCGCAAAGUCCCUCAUCGACAGCUCAUUCCUGCCCUCGCUCUUAGACGGCCUUCACUCGGCCUACGAGUCCAGCCAGACGACGGGCCCGAAGAAGAAGACGUCUUCGGUCUACGGCGUCCUGGAGACGGACUACCUCAGCGUGCUGGCGCGACUCGCUCUGGGGAGCCCCCGAGUCUUCCUGUCGGCCAUCUCCGCCGCGACGGGGACGUCCGCGGAGCAGACGCUGUCCUGGCUGCUGACGGAAUGGUUCUUCCACUACGACAACAUCGGGCUCGUGACGCAAAAGAAGCUCCACACGCUUGCCCUUACGCAACUGCUGGCCAUCAACGGCUCCGACUCGCCGCCCCCAGCCUACCUCCUGAACCACCUCCAAUCCUACCUCACGAUCUGGACAGACAUCGUCACCGAACUCGCCGAGGGGACGGGCGAAGACCCAAACGACCCACGAGCGGGCGACUACCUGAUCUACUGGAACAACGAAACCAAAAACGCCGAAGGCGGCAGUGGCACGCAACCGCACCACGAGAACGAACCCCCGGAAACCACGCGCCGCCGCGACUGGGAAAACGCCGACAUCGUGCACCGCAUCAACAUCCGCGACUUCAUCAAGCAGCGCCUGCAGGCGGUGAUCGUGGGCUGCGGCGGCGAGCAGCGGUUCCAGGAGGAGUGGCUCGUCAACGUCGAUCGGGAGGUGACGAGUGCGUUUGGCGCGUUGGGGAUUUUGUGA